AUGAAUGUUAGCUACGUAGAGCGUAGUCAAUUCACUAUUUUGGUGUUGUGUAACAUCUGUAUCUUCAACGCUGAACCAUUCUUCAUUAGCAAUAAAGAAAUCAGAAAAUUUUUUGGAUUUGCUCCUGCCAAAAUUUUCAAAGGAUUAGCGAAAAGAAAUAAGGACGAUGAAUCUAGUGAAGAAUACGAGGAGUUGUAUAGAAGGGAAUACGCUCAAAGUAUCAACGAGAAACUCAAAAAAUUAGCCAAAGAACGACAAGUUGAACUUCUAGAUUUAGAACACAGCAAUAAGCAUGAAAACGUUGAAGGCUUCUCCAAAACUGGUUCAAAAUUGAAUGCUAAUCAAAAACCUUAUCAGGAAGAAGAUGCUAAAAUUGUAAAAAUUAAAAUUAUUAACGAUGAUGAUAAAAGAACUCACGAUGAUAGUGAUUAUUCUAAAGUGUUACUAAUGGUACCUACUGGUGGUUAUAAAAACCACAGACAUCCUUAUUAUGAUAACGAUGAUGAAUAUUAUAAACAUUUUCAAGGAUAUCCUGAAUCUUAUCAAGAAGAGUUUAGUAAUGAUCCGCCACUUUUCCAUCAUCAAUUUAAAUGA
This is a messenger RNA of Psylliodes chrysocephalus, 594 nucleotides long. NCBI's taxonomy places the organism in Eukaryota, Metazoa, Arthropoda, Insecta, Coleoptera, Chrysomelidae. The record is from the annotation of a GenBank genome assembly.